Impatiens glandulifera is the source of this 2178-nucleotide messenger RNA. RefSeq names its product LEAF RUST 10 DISEASE-RESISTANCE LOCUS RECEPTOR-LIKE PROTEIN KINASE-like 2.2. The record is from RefSeq and is a predicted model, not a curated record. The transcript has 4 exons. The coding region runs from base 1 to 2091 and encodes 696 amino acids. Gene Ontology annotation, biological process: protein phosphorylation. Gene Ontology annotation, molecular function: protein kinase activity; ATP binding; polysaccharide binding. NCBI's taxonomy places the organism in Eukaryota, Viridiplantae, Streptophyta, Magnoliopsida, Ericales, Balsaminaceae.
AUGUUUGAAGGCAGAAGCAUCCUUCUUCUCUAUCUUCUACUCUCCGUACUAAAAUGCCAUGCCAGUUCCUCCUGCGGAGAUAUUCAGAACAUCGAUUUCCCCUUCCGAUUACAAGAUGAAGUCCGCAGUAAGAACUGUCUACUUGACGACACUUUCUCUCUUACCUGCCACAGUAAUCGAACAUACCUCUCCUUAUACUCAGGUAAAUACCUCGUUAGAUCCAUCAAUUACUUGGAUCGAUCCAUCCGUCUUUCCGAUGUCGGCGUAGAUAGCACCGUUUGCUCAUCUCUCCCAUUCAACUCUCUAAACCGCCAGAAUUUCACCUGGGACGAUCCUUACUCAUAUUACCCUUCCAACUUCUCAUCUCCAACUACAACCGUAGUAUUCUUGAGCUGCGAAUUCCCUGUCAAAUCUCCAUCCUAUAUAGACGUUUUUGCUUCUUGCAACAAUCGAUCUUCUUCUUCCUCCUCCUCGAAACCUAUCAGAUAUCUCUACGCUCUGCUGGGGAAUAUAGUGUUUCGGGACAUUGCAGAUUCUUGUAAGGUGGAAACUGUGUCUCUUAUCUCUGAUUCGAUAUUGGACCCUGCUCGUGAAGCUGGUAACGUCUCCUUCCAAGAUAUACACAAAGGUUUGGCCUUUGGUUUUGACAUCUUUUGGCAAUUUCUCUACUGCAAAGAUUGUGAGAAUAGGGCUUCUUGCUUGGGUUAUGCUCAAAAUGCGUCUAACCACUGCUCUCAACUUGGGGAUUGCAUAAUUAGACUGAAAAAGUCUGCCUUUGAAAAAUUUCAGUCAUGGAUCUUGAACAACACAGUCUCAACAGUUAUUGCAAAUUAUGUGAUUCUUUUUGUGAUAAUCAUAGUUGUAUGGUUCCUUCUAAGAAUUUUCUGCAUGCCAUGCGUCUUUGGCUUUUUGAUUUACAAAUUCAAGAGGAGGCAUUUGUCGACAUUCGACAGCAUCGAAGGUUUUCUUAGGAGUCAAAACAAUUUAGUACCGAUUAGGUACUCGUACAACGAUAUCAGGAAAAUGACUAAAGGAUUUCAACAUAAGUUAGGUCAAGGUGGAUAUGGAUCUGUCUACAAAGGAACUCUCCGAAGUGGAAGUCUGGUGGCAGUAAAGAUCUUGAACAAAGCCAAAUCCGAUGGACAAGAAUUCAUCAAUGAAGUCUCUACUAUAGGAAGGAUUCAUCAUGUCAAUGUGGUUCAGCUGAUUGGGUACUCAGCUGAGAGGUCCCAACGUGCUCUGGUUUAUGACUUCAUGCCCAAAGGAUCUCUUGAGAAGUACAUAUUCUCUAAAGAAGAAGAUAAGACGGUUUCAUUAACUUCAGAUCAAAUUUUCAUGAUCGCUCUGGGAGUGGCUCGAGGAAUAGAGUAUCUUCAUCGAGGUUGUGAUAUGCAAAUAUUGCAUUUCGACAUCAAGCCCCAUAACAUUCUUCUAGACGAGGAUUUCACUCCAAAGGUUUCUGAUUUCGGGCUUGCGAAACUUUAUAAAACAGAAGACAGUAUUGUGGCCUUAACUGCGGUUAGAGGAACAAUGGGGUAUAUGGCCCCGGAGCUAUUUUAUAAAAAUAUAGGCGGAGUUUCGUAUAAAGCAGAUGUUUAUAGUUUUGGGAUGUUGUUGAUGGAAAUGGCUGGGAGGAGGAGGAAUUGGAAUUCGUCUGUGGACCAUUCGAGCCAAGUGUUCUUUCCUUGUUGGGUUUUUGAUCAAUUUAAUGAAGGGAAAAAUGUGGAAAUAGAGGAUUUGAGUGAGGAGGAAGGGGAGAUUGUGCAUAAGAUGAUGUUGGUGGCUUUAUGGUGCAUUCAAAUGAAGCCUUGUGAUAGGCCUUCUAUGCAUAAUGUGGUGGAGAUGCUUGAAGGAGAUAUAAAGGUUAUCAAGAUGCCUCCCAAACCAUUCUUCACAAUGGCUAACGAAAACGAGGGAAUAGCAGCAGCAGCAAGUGAGUCUUUCGGGUGCUGGUGUGGACGCUAUGACCAUGGAUCUGAGUCCUCGUUGAACACAUAUAAAAGGAUCGAUUGGACUUACAUUUUUUGUAAGACUAAUAAUUUGUACUCUUUAUUGGCAAGUGGAUUAAGUAAGCUUUCCUUUCCCAUAUGAUUUGAUAUGAAGCUGGAAUCAAACUUACACUUAUUGUCAAUUUGUCACACCUUAAUUAGUUUUGAAGCUAUAUGCUCUAUUUGUUGA